AUGGAGAGAAGGCUUUACGAAGCAGCACUUAGUGGUAGUGUACCCUCUUUAGAAGCUUUGAUGAAAGAAGAUGAACUCAUUCUGGAUAGAGUCUCACUUACUUGGAUGGGGGAAACUCCUUUACACAUAGCAGCCUUGCGUGGCCACUCUGAUCUCACACGAGAGCUUUUGAAUCGAAAGCCCAAACUCGCUACCGAGUUAGACUCAUUUGGGCGUUCACCUCUUCACUUGGCUUCUGCUGAGGGCCACACACAGAUUGUAUGUGAGCUGUUACGCGUGAAUGCUGCGGAUGUUUGCUACAUUCGUGAUCAAGAUGGGAGAAUCCCUCUACACUUAGCUGCAACGAAAGGGCGACACGAGGUUAUACCACAUCUGGUUCAAGCCUGCCCCGAGUCCACUAGGGUGAAGCUAGACCNCUUAGCUGCAACGAAAGGGCGACACGAGGUUAUACCACAUCUGGUUCAAGCCUGCCCUGAGUCCACUAGGGUGAAGUCGUUUGAAGGCUUUGAUGUCAGUGGUGGAAUUGCUGAGNUGCAUUUGUGUGUUAAACAUAGUCGUUUGAAGGCUUUGAUGUCAGUGGUGGAAUUGCCGAUCGAUGAUAUGGAGUUUGUCAACUCCAAGGACAACAAUGGCAACACCAUCUUGCAUCUUGCUGCAAUCCUCAAACAGGAGGAGACCAUAAAAUUCUUGCUCUCGAAAACGGGUGUCAUUGAGAAGGCAAAUUCCACGAAUGGGAAUGGUUUUACAGCUUUGGAUGUCCUAGAGCUCUGUCCUAGAGACUUAAAAAGUAUGGAAAUCCGAGAUAUUAUGUUGGAGGCUGGCGUUCGAAGAGCCAGGGAACUUCAACCUGAUUUCCCCCCAGCAUCUGUACUGAAUCUCGCAACAAAUACUGGAGCAAGGGCAUCAUCACAGAGCAUUUCUCAAACUCGCUGUGGAGCAUUGCUAUCAAAGGCAUUGGUUUGGAUGGAGAAACUCUGCUACGAUAACAAGGGAUUGAAACAGGCACGUGGGAACUUGAUGGUGAUAGCAACUGUGACAACAACUUUGGCUUUCCAAGCUGGAGUGAACCCACCAGGGAUGUUUGGCAACAAUCUAAUGAUUAACAUGAGGCAGGUAGUUCAAUUAUAG
This is a messenger RNA of Ilex paraguariensis (yerba mate), 1128 nucleotides long. The record is from the annotation of a GenBank genome assembly. NCBI's taxonomy places the organism in Eukaryota, Viridiplantae, Streptophyta, Magnoliopsida, Aquifoliales, Aquifoliaceae.